AUGAGCCGCACCAUCCUCACCGUCCCAGAGGCAUGGAGAGAGUACACGGACGGCAUCGACGGCGGGCCGGCCAUCCAGCAGCUCGAGCAGCGAUGGGGCGCCCGGUGGCGUUCUUCGCAUAAGGAAAUGAAGUUUUUCUGUCGGCGGAACAUCAUCUACGUGUACAUUCUCGAGCAGCUCAACAAGCGACCGCUUGACGAGAUCCUGGCCGAGCUCGAGACCAUGCGCAACAACUCGUCCCUCAACGCCCUCUCGAACAAGCUCAAGAAGAUGAAGCAAGAGAGCGAGAAGGAAAACACAAAGUAG
Molecule: messenger RNA, 306 nt
Organism: Polychytrium aggregatum
Lineage: Eukaryota; Fungi; Chytridiomycota; Chytridiomycetes; Polychytriales
Product: transcriptional activator of glycolytic enzymes-domain-containing protein
Exons: 1
Coding region: 1-306 (101 amino acids)
Biological process (GO): positive regulation of ribosomal protein gene transcription by RNA polymerase II
Molecular function (GO): DNA-binding transcription factor activity, RNA polymerase II-specific; RNA polymerase II cis-regulatory region sequence-specific DNA binding
Source: RefSeq, a predicted model, not a curated record